AAGAGGAAGAGAAUUGUGGGAUUGGUAUGGCGGCGCCCUUGAGAAAGUGAUCUUCUCCGGGUUUUCGCCUUAAAGCUCACCAAACUUAGUUCUCAUACAUGUAUACAAGCUUGGUACUCACAGUCAUUAACCAGACCAACCACUAAUUCUGUGUUGCCAUGGCAAAUCAAGGUGAUGUUAAAACAGAACCCCUCCCAAAUACACCACCAACUAUUGAAGUUGAGAGAAAGUUCACCUUCACUGACUCUACAGAAGAUAAAUUACAAGAACAGGGUGCCUCUCUCAUCCAGCAGAAGACAUUCACUGACAUAUAUUACGAUGUUCCACAGUACUCCUUGACUCUGAGUGACCAUUGGCUACGCCAGCGUGAUGGGGUGUGGGAGUUGAAGUGCCCCCCAGAAAAUCCCACAACUAAUGACCUUAGUCAAGUGACUUGCCAGUAUGCAGAACAUGUGACAAUUCCAGAGAUCAUAGCCAAGUGCUCUGCUGUCUUAGGGUUAGCCAUACCCACAGACAGCUCCAUGCAGGAGUUUUUGACCAGUGCCCAGUGUGGUCAGUUUGCCACCAUUAAGACUGAGAGGAAGUCGUACUCGUUGAAUGAAUUCAGUGUAGAUUUAGACACGGCAGACUUUGGUUUCCGAGUGGGAGAAAUUGAAGUGUUGGUUUUGGAGGAGAAUAAAAUUGCAGAUGCUUUGUCGCGGAUUGAUAUGUUGGCUAAAACACUAGGUGUAGGAGAAAGCAAGAAGCUUCCAGGCAAACUGAGUGCCUACCUACAGAGAUUUAGACCUGAGCAUUACAAGACAUUACUGCAACAUGAAAUUAUUCCUGAAGUUCGAGAUGAGCAUUUUUUUUGCUGAGUGAAUGGCUCUCCUUAAUGUAUGCGACUUCUCAUAUUUGAGAACACUCUAUUUUUAUCAGCUGAUAUUCCGGGUGCUAUUCCACUGUACUUUGCAAACC
Molecule: messenger RNA, 957 nt
Organism: Lingula anatina
Lineage: Eukaryota; Metazoa; Brachiopoda; Lingulata; Lingulida; Lingulidae
Product: thiamine-triphosphatase
Biological process (GO): thiamine diphosphate metabolic process; dephosphorylation; thiamine metabolic process
Molecular function (GO): magnesium ion binding; thiamine triphosphate phosphatase activity
Source: RefSeq, a predicted model, not a curated record